Prunus armeniaca (apricot) is the source of this 516-nucleotide messenger RNA. The record is from the annotation of a GenBank genome assembly. Lineage: Eukaryota; Viridiplantae; Streptophyta; Magnoliopsida; Rosales; Rosaceae.
AUGGCAGCAAUGGCUUGGAGGCUUCCCACCCAGCUGGCAACACCCGGUAAACUCCAUCAUCAUAAUGACUCCAAAACGACGGAGUAUCAGAGCUCAUUCUCAUGGUGCCGUACGUUAGCUGCCGACCAUCUCCUUCCUUCUUCUUCUUCCUUCUCCACCCGUAUAGGUUCGUCAGGGACACCUGUGAGGCCAACCAGUAUUCUAGUGGUUGGUGCCACUGGGACUUUGGGUAGGCAGAUUGUGAGAAGAGCAUUAGAUGAAGGCUAUGAUGUUAGGUGCCUGGUUAGGCCUAGACCAGCCCCUGCUGACUUCCUCAGAGAUUGGGGUGCUACUGUUGUCAAUACCUUAGCAAACCAGAGACCAUACCUUAGCAAACCAGAGACCAUACCUGCAACUUUGAUUGGUAUUCAUACUGUCAUUGAUUGUGCCACUGGCCGUCCGGAGGAGCCCAUCAAAACGGUAGAUUGGGAAGGAAAAGUUGCUCUUAUACAAUGUGCAAAAGUGAUGCAGGGCUGA